AUGAGCGGUAAUAGUGAAGCCAUUCCAAAUGCAGCACAGUCAACUUCCACUCGCCGGAAAAGCCCAAAAUGGACAACCGAUCAAAAUUUGGUGCUACUUAGUGGGUGGAUUAAAUUCGGAACAGGCAGCAUUGUUAGUAGAAACAAAAAAUGUGAAUCUUAUUGGGGUAAAAUUGCAGAGUAUUGUAAUGAGCAUUGCUCAUUUGAUCCUCCGCGUGAUGGAAUUUCGUGUAAAAACCAUUACAACUAUAUGAACCCAAAGUUGGCUAAAUGGGUUGGCGCUUACGAUAGUGCUAAACGUUUGCAACAAAGCGGGUGGUCGGAGCAAGAUGUAUUGGCGAAAGCACAUGAUUUAAAUUCAAGUGCUAAUAAAGGAAGUUUCAAUUUAAUGCAGGAAUGGCUUAAUGUCCGUGAUCAACCAAGUUACCGUAGUUAG
Messenger RNA from Microthlaspi erraticum, 435 nucleotides. The record is from the annotation of a GenBank genome assembly. Lineage: Eukaryota; Viridiplantae; Streptophyta; Magnoliopsida; Brassicales; Brassicaceae.